Messenger RNA from Saccharomyces eubayanus, 1044 nucleotides. RefSeq names its product translation initiation factor eIF3 subunit i (gene TIF34). The record is from RefSeq and is a predicted model, not a curated record. Gene Ontology annotation, biological process: cytoplasmic translational initiation. Gene Ontology annotation, molecular function: translation initiation factor activity; RNA binding; protein binding. The transcript has a single exon. Gene Ontology annotation, cellular component: cytoplasm; eukaryotic translation initiation factor 3 complex, eIF3m. The coding region runs from base 1 to 1044 and encodes 347 amino acids. NCBI's taxonomy places the organism in Eukaryota, Fungi, Ascomycota, Saccharomycetes, Saccharomycetales, Saccharomycetaceae.
AUGAAGGCUAUUAAAUUGACAGGUCACGAACGUCCAUUAACCCAGGUCAAAUUCAAUAAGGAAGGUGAUUUACUAUUUUCAUGUUCGAAAGAUAGUUCAGCCAGUGUUUGGUACUCGCUAAACGGUGAGAGAUUGGGUACUUUGGAUGGCCAUACCGGUACUAUCUGGUCUAUCGAUGUCGACCGCUUCACCAAGUACUGUGUUACAGGGAGUGCUGAUUAUAGUAUUAAAUUAUGGGAUGUAUCUACUGGUCAAAGUAUUGCCACAUGGAAAUCGCCUGUUCCUGUGAAGAGAGUAGAAUUUUCCCCAUGCGGUAACUUCUUCCUGGCUAUUUUGGACAACGUCAUGAAAAACCCAGGUUCCAUUAACAUAUACGAAAUCGAAAGGGACUCCACCACUCAUGAAAUGACAAAGGUCUCUGAAGAACCAAUCCAUAAGAUCACCACCCAUGAAGGCUUGGACGCUGCCACCGUGGCAGGAUGGUCCACUGAGGGCAAGUACAUCAUUGCGGGUCACAAAGAUGGUAAGGUCAGUAAAUACGAUGUGACUAACAACUACGAAUACGUGGAUUCCAUCGACUUGCACGAAAAGUCCAUCAGUGACAUGCAAUUCUCCCCCGACUUAACAUAUUUCAUCACAUCAUCCAGAGACACCAGCUCGUUCUUGGUCGACGUGUCCACCCUACAAGUCCUGAAGAAAUACGAAACGGAUUGUCCAUUAAACACCGCUGUCAUCACACCACUGAAGGAAUUUAUCAUUCUCGGCGGUGGUCAAGAAGCCAAGGAUGUCACCACCACCGGCGCCAACGAAGGUAAGUUCGAAGCCAGAUUCUACCACAAGAUCUUCGAAGAAGAGAUCGGCAGAGUGCAAGGCCAUUUCGGUCCCUUGAACACCGUCGCAGUCAGUCCACAGGGCACAAGUUACGCCUCCGGUGGGGAAGAUGGGUUCAUACGUCUACAUCACUUCGAAAAAUCGUACUUCGAUUUCAAAUACGAUGUAGAGAAGGCUGCCGAGGCCAAGGAACACAUGCAAGAAGCUAAUUGA